UGAACAUUGAAGGUAUCGAAGGGCCAUCUAUGUAAUCCUUUGUUGAAGUUUGGUAAGAUCAUCCAUACGCCAUCGAUUCUGUUAUUCGCCAUCCACUCUCAACCAUGCAUGUCGACACGUCAACCUCACGCGAUUAUAAGAGAGGCUGAAACCGAAGUAGCGGACAACAGAAACUCGAAUAACUAACCGCAACAUCUACCUCCCACACUCAACCAUCGAAUCAUGUCUUCUUACUCCUCGUUCGCACUGGUCGGUGCUGGGACUCUCGGUGGCCCCGUCCUGGCUGCCCUCGCCGGCCAAACCUCCGCGAAAGUCAUCCUCCUUUCCCGCAGCGCUUCUAAAACGGUCCCCGCAAAUGUCCAGGUCGUCCAAGUCCCGUCGUACGACGACGUGCCAGCCGUCACCGCCACACUGAGGGCGCACAACGUCGAAGUGAUUGUAUCCACUCUGAACACCGCGGCCAUUCUAGCUCAGCUGCCUCUCGCCGACGCCGCGAAGCAGGCCGGUGUCAAGUUGUUCGUGCCGUCCGAGUUUGGUUUAUCGACGGAGGGAGCCAGUGAGGGUCCGUGGGCCGAAAAGAACAAGAUUAUAGAAAAGCUCCAGAGCGUUGGCGUGCCUUACCUCCGCAUCUUUGUCAGUGAUUCUGUGCUCUCCCCUGCUUCAGAUCCUGAUGCGAACCUGCAGACCGGAUUGUUCAUCGAGUUUGUGCCCUGGGCCGUAAACUAUAGUGCCAAAGCCAAGAAGCUGUAUGUGGUCGGCAAAUCGGAGGGCGCCGUAUCGGUCGCAUCCAUCGCUGAUAUUGCCGGCAAUAUCGCACAUAUAUUCACCCACCAACCUGCCUCCGCGCUCGAGAACCAGGUCCUGCGCAUUGAAGGCGACCGAAUCCCGGGUUUCCGGUCCCUCGGGCCGCUCUUUGGCGCGGAGGUGGUGACGGUCAAAGCGAUGGAAGGGGAGCUCGCUUAUGGAGGCCGGGAACAGCAUGCUGAUUCGCGGCGCGAAAUGAGAUCGCUGUCUGAUUGAUUGAUCGCUGCACGUGUUCGGCAUCAUUCACGGCAUAUCACAUUGUACUUUGUUGCUUGUGCUCUGUAAGGUUUAUAAAUGCU
Messenger RNA from Mycena citricolor, 1103 nucleotides. NCBI's taxonomy places the organism in Eukaryota, Fungi, Basidiomycota, Agaricomycetes, Agaricales, Mycenaceae. The record is from the annotation of a GenBank genome assembly.